Molecule: messenger RNA, 303 nt
Organism: Aureococcus anophagefferens
Lineage: Eukaryota; Pelagophyceae; Pelagomonadales; Pelagomonadaceae
Exons: 1
Biological process (GO): phosphatidylinositol-mediated signaling; lipid metabolic process
Molecular function (GO): phosphatidylinositol-4,5-bisphosphate phospholipase C activity
Source: RefSeq, a predicted model, not a curated record
GACCAGCUCACGUCGAGCAGCUCGCCCGACGCCGUGAGCCGCGUGCUCCGUUUAGGCUGCCGCGUCGUCGAGCUCGACUGCUACGACGUGUCCGCCUACAAGUACGCCAAGGGCAAGUUCGAGGCCACCGUUGUCGUCACGCACGGCGGCACGCUGACGUCCAAGUGCAAGUUCAAGCACAUGAUCGCGGCGAUCCGCGACAACGCGUUCGUGACGACGGACUAUCCCGUCAUCGUCACGCUCGAGAACCACUGCAAGGAGGAGGGCCAGAAAUUGAUCGCCAAGACGCUCCACACGAUCCUG